UCUUCUUCUCGAGCAGUUUUCCGGUAGAACGUUGACUCCCAGCGGGUCCGGUUCCUCCGGUUCCUCCCGUCCCAACAUGGCGGACCCGGACCACAUCGCCCGGUUGUGCUACGCUCGCCUGGAGUCGCUUCCCCGCAGAGGGAGGCCCGAGGCCGGCAGGGAGUGGAGCCUGCUGGCCGCGGUGCUCCAGACCGACGCAGUUAAGACCGAGGUCGUUUCCCUGGGAACUGGAACCAAAUGUAUUGGACAGUCACACAUGAGUCCUAAUGGCGACGUCCUGAACGACAGUCAUGCAGAAGUCAUCGCCAGGAGAGGAUGUAUCAGAUACCUCCUCCAGCAGCUGCACUCGGCUGUGAGCGGAGGCAGCAGCUCCGUGUUUUGUCCGUCUGAGGAGCCGGGGAAGUGGAGGCUCCGGCCGGGAGUUUCCUUCCUCUUCUUCACCAGUCACACUCCCUGUGGAGACGCUUCCAUCAUCCCCAUGACUGACAGCCCGUCUCAGCCCCGCCCCCCUGGCGCCUCUGAAAAGAGUCGUGAGGGGACGGGAGCAGGAGGAGAUUUGAAAAGGAAAUCUGAGGAUCCAAGUGAAGGGCCACACACCAAGCUGGCUCGUGUGGACAAUCAGGAGACGAGGACAGAGGACGGAGGAGACACAAAAACAUCUUUCCCCUCAAAGUCAUGUCAAAGUGAAGGUUUCUCUCAGACUCAAGCCACAGAAACACCAGAGGAAACCAGAGAAGAAGAGGCCAGUGCUACCAGAGGCCCCUGUGCCAGCACUGGACUAGGUGGGCGGGUCCCUGACGUCCACAGAACGGGGGCCAAGUGUGUCCCCGGGGGGGCAGCGGACCCCCUGCAGCCCGGGUCGGGGUACCACAGCACGGGGGAGCUGCGGGUGAAGCCGGGUCGAGGGGAACCGACUCUCUCCCUGUCCUGUACGGACAAGCUGUCCCGCUGGGCAGUGCUGGGCUUCCAGGGUGCUCUGCUGUCCCAUUACCUCCAGGGGGCGCUGUACUUCAGCACGCUGGUGGUGGGGAAGUGCCCGUACAGCAAAGAGGUCAUGAACAGAGCUCUGGUGACACGGUGUUCCCAUGUGACCGACCUCCCUGCUGGUUUCUCUGUGACUCCACCCGAGCUGCUCCAGUCCGGCCUGGAGUUCCGCUUCAGCCAGGCUCAGACGGAGCGGCAGCACCAGGCCACACAGGGACGCAUCUCCCCCUGUGGGGCAGCCAUCAGUUGGUGUAAUGUGAGUGAACAGCCACUAGAUGUCACUGCCAACGGCUACAAGCACGGAGUCACAAAGAAGGUGAUGGGCACCGCGAAAUCCAGGUCUCUUCUGUGUAAACUGGAGCUGUUCCGCUCAUUCCUGUCUCUGGUUUCAGCCACGGAGCCGUCAGCACGUCCCACAUCCCUCAGGAGCAGCGAGCUGAAGACCUACUGGGACUACAAGCAGGCGUCCAGCUCGUACCAGCAGGCCUGGCAGCAGCUGCUCCUCCAGGCGUUCCCUCUGUGGCCGCGCAGCGACAGGAAGCUGCUCCUCUUCCACUGAGAUCCCUCACACUCUGCUGCUCAGGUCCACGGAGCUCUGGCUCAACCUGAAUCCUCUUCAUCAUGUGACUCUUUCAAUUAAAUGACAAACUGCAUCUCCAGAGUGUUGAUUUCCUGACAGCUGGCGGGUCGGAGGUCGAGCUGUGGAUAAAUAUUGUUUGGUUUUGUUCGACACCCGGGAAGUCGCUGCUGGGCGCCGCGGUCACGCUGUUCUCAGAGGUCGAUGACCGAUGUUCUCUGUCCUCGGACGACUGAUUUGUUUUCAUU
Limanda limanda (common dab) is the source of this 1809-nucleotide messenger RNA. RefSeq names its product adenosine deaminase tRNA specific 1 (gene adat1). Gene Ontology annotation, biological process: RNA processing. Lineage: Eukaryota; Metazoa; Chordata; Actinopteri; Pleuronectiformes; Pleuronectidae. The record is from RefSeq and is a predicted model, not a curated record. The coding region runs from base 77 to 1543 and encodes 488 amino acids. The transcript has 10 exons. Gene Ontology annotation, molecular function: RNA binding; adenosine deaminase activity.